AUGUCGGGGCCGGUCGUGGACGCGGAGGUCGCACUCGCCCGGUGCAUUGAGGCAAUGCACAGUACACUACUGGCCGCAGUGGCGGACGCCCUCCCGCAGUCCACAGAGGCAGCGGAGGCAGCGGGCGCGGGGGAGGGAGUUGUCGACACCGUGGCGCAGCGACUGGAAUGGGAGAUGGGGGUUGAACGGCAGCGCAUUGACGGGUUGGUCGGAGGACUCGAGCAACACUUCGCUGCGCUGGAGCACGCGCUGUUGGCGCUGCCGGACAUUCCCGCAGACUCCAUUGACCGCGACAUUGAGAGAUUGAACGCGGAGGCUGCAUCCCUCGCACAGGCGAUGGUGGCGGCGUACGACGAGGCGGAGGCGCUUGCUGCGCAGCUGGAGCAUGAAAUCAACUCCCAACCGGUGCCUUCCAUCUGA
Trypanosoma conorhini is the source of this 420-nucleotide messenger RNA. RefSeq lists its product as uncharacterized. NCBI's taxonomy places the organism in Eukaryota, Euglenozoa, Kinetoplastea, Trypanosomatida, Trypanosomatidae. The record is from RefSeq and is a predicted model, not a curated record. The transcript has a single exon. The coding region runs from base 1 to 420 and encodes 139 amino acids.